AUGUUACUAAACAUUUCGUUUUCACAAUUCUGUACUGAACAAGAGACUUUAAUAAAGCCAUACCAGAGCCGAAAUAAUAAUGAUAUCUAUAGUUUCACCCUGCUUAUAACCCACAUUCUCCGUCAGCAUGGUUUCAGUUUUAAUUGUAUCAUUCCAGACUCGAAGCCCUUGAAAUACCAAAGUCUUCCGAAAAAGGAUGGAUACGUGCCUGUCUACAUACGUGUAGGAAACACUCCAUUAGAACAGAUCAACCGUGAUUUGGCUGCAGCCUUCCAGGAAAGUAACGCCCGCAGCAUUCGAGGAACAGUGAUUCAACAACUCAAUCGCGAUGCACGAUUCUCUUCCGAGUCCAGCAGCGAGGAGGCAACUAACCUGAUCCCGAAGCUCUUGGAUCCCAACUAUCGAAGUAUCAGUGACUCUAACUCAAACUCCAACGAAUCCAACUCGUCCGAGAUACUUCUAAACUACAUCGCAUCGCUUAAACCAGGGGUGGCCAAGCCGGCAGUGGCCAAGACAGCAGUAGUAUCGAACAACGUAAUUUAGGAAGCUAAAUAAAAGAACUAAAUUCGCGUGUUCCACUGCUAUUUGAUGUGUCAGCGGACUAGCGAAACAAAGCUACAUUAGUAGGUAGUACUGCCAACUGCGUAGAGGCACGCAAUUUUUUUUCACAUUCAUCUUCAUCCAGUUUAUAAAUAUUUAAUAUUCAUUAUCAGUUUUAAGAUUGCACUGCAUUUUAGACAACGUAACACACAUGCUGUCCUGAUAAGAGAUUCCAGCAGGACACUCUGUUCGGAAUGAAUAAAACAAACGCAACCCGUAGGAAAAGAACCGA
Messenger RNA from Sabethes cyaneus, 832 nucleotides. RefSeq lists its product as uncharacterized. The record is from RefSeq and is a predicted model, not a curated record. The transcript is spliced from 2 exons. The coding region runs from base 1 to 543 and encodes 180 amino acids. Lineage: Eukaryota; Metazoa; Arthropoda; Insecta; Diptera; Culicidae.